ACUGUCACUGUCACUUGUCGUUUGUCGUUCGGCUGUCAAUGACACAGGGCAGAUUUCAUUAAAUAAUACAUUAAUUUUCGGAAUAUUUUCAAAAUUAUCCAGUGGAAAUAUCCAAUUCAAACUGUUAAAAUGCUUUCCAGGGCUGCGAUUUUAACAGGCCAGAGCUCAAAAUCUCUUGUAGCUACUUGCUUAAGAACCACUGGUACUUCGGCAGUAAGUAACCAGGUAGCCAAAACCGACGACAAACCCAGCGAAGUUGGUUUCCAGAGACCCGUGAGGCAAGAACCAGGUAAAGUCAGGAUGGGUUUUAUACCCGAGGAGUGGUUCCAAUUCUUUUACAAAAAGACUGGUGUAACUGGUCCCUACACAUUUGCCGUUACCCUGUCUACUUACCUCGUGAGCAAAGAAAUUUACGUGUUGGAACAUGAAUACUACACCGGACUGUCUUUGAUCAUUAUGUGGACGUACGGUAUUAAAAAAUUGGGUCCUAAAUUAGCUGCAUACCUCGACAAAGAAAUCGAUGAAUACGAAGGCCAAUGGAAUGAAAGUAGAGUAACGCAGAAGAAUACUCUCGGCGAACAAAUAACUGAAGAAGAGAAAGCUCAGUGGAGCAUGGAAGGACAGAACCUUCUAGUUGAGGCUAAGCGUGAGAACGUAGCACUUCAACUCGAAGCCAACUACAGGGAGAGGCUCGUUCAAGUUUACUCCGAGGUGAAGAAACGUCUCGACUUCCAAGUCGAAAAACAAGAAAUUGAACGCAGAAUUUCCCACAAGAAUCUUGUCGAUUGGGUUGUGGCUAAAGUGAGGGCUUCUAUCACAGCCGAUCAAGAAAAGCAAAACAUCAAUAAGUGCAUCAGCGAUUUGGCUCUAUUAGCCAAGGCUUAAAGUUAAUUUUAUGUACAGUAUACAAUUUAAGCUGAAAAGUGUAGCCGUCAACUUUGUUUUAUCAUUUAUUCUUACACAGUACAUUAUGGUUUAUUUAAGAAUACUACCCGUCUUUACAAAUAAAUUUAAUUCAA
Molecule: messenger RNA, 1019 nt
Organism: Phyllotreta striolata
Lineage: Eukaryota; Metazoa; Arthropoda; Insecta; Coleoptera; Chrysomelidae
Source: the annotation of a GenBank genome assembly